Molecule: messenger RNA, 240 nt
Organism: Paramecium sonneborni
Lineage: Eukaryota; Ciliophora; Oligohymenophorea; Peniculida; Parameciidae
Source: the annotation of a GenBank genome assembly
AUGGGAUGUACAAGCUCUAAUUAAACAACUGAUCAAGUUAUUUGUUAAGUUUCGAAUACACAAAAAAAAUAGAAUGCCAAACUAAAUAUAGGUAUCAAUCUAGAUUCAGAAAACUCAGAAAAAAGGAUGUUUUCGAUUACAAAAAAUCCAAUCGUACAGAGAAGAAUUCAAAAAUCAACUAAACCUUAAGUAUUACUUACAAAAUAACACACUGCUGAAACCUAUGUAUCUAUUUACUGA